CUUCACUUUCCACCUGUCUGCAUUGAAUUUGUGACGAUUUCUCCAACGCAAAUCAUUUCCAUUGUGCCCAAGGUUUCCGACCUUGUCAGUUGUCAUCGUCCAAAAUCGAAGAAUGGCGAGCCGGACAUCUGAUCUGGUAGGGCAAGUGCACCCGGCACACGCGCUCGACCUAGGGGCGUUGUUGAGCUACUCCUCCGCCAACGUCCCUGGCUUCCCUCUCUCUCCCUCCGAUUUCACCGUCUCUCAGUUCGGGCACGGGCAAUCGAACCCGACGUAUCUCAUGGAAGUGGGCUCGGGGGGUUCAGUGAAACGGUACGUUUUGAGGAAGAAGCCCCCUGGGAAGCUGCUCGAGUCUGCUCAUGCUGUGGAGAGAGAGUUUCAGGUUCUCCGGGCAUUGGGUGCUCAUACCCAAGUUCCAGUUCCGAAGGUAUUCUGCUUGUGUACCGACCCAAAUGUAAUUGGAACUGCGUUUUACAUCAUGGAGUAUUUGGAUGGACGCAUAUUCAUAGACCCCAAGCUGCCGGAUGUGCCACCUGACACAAGGAGAGCGAUAUAUCGAGCAACUGCAAAAACUUUAGCUUCUUUACAUUCUACUGAUGUGAAUACUAUUGGUCUAGGAAAAUUUGGGCGUCCGGACAACUAUUGUAAGAGGCAGGUAGAGAGGUGGGCUAAGCAAUAUAUAGCUUCAACUGGCGAUGGUAAACCUGAGAGAAAUCUGAAGAUGCUCCAACUUGCUGAUUGGCUACGGCAACAUAUUCCUCUUGAAGAUUCUUCAGCAGCAUCAGCAGGCAUAGUUCAUGGAGACUUUCGCCUUGAUAAUCUUGUAUUUCAUCCCGAUGAGGAUCGAGUUAUUGGCAUUCUUGAUUGGGAACUUUCUACUGUUGGAAACCAAAUGUGUGAUGUUGCAUACAGCUGUUUGCAUUAUAUUGUGGACACUGGGCUUGGAAAGGAACAACUGGGUGAAGGUAUGGAACUUGCUGGAUUACCAAAAGGGAUUCCUUCACAGGCAGAAUAUUUGGCUGAAUACUGCUUUGCUGCCAGAAAACCAUGGCCUGUUGCUGAUUGGAAGUUCUACAUUGCCUUUUCCUUGUUCCGUGGGGCAUCAAUCUAUGCAGGAGUCUACAGUAGAUGGAUUGUGGGUAAUGCUGCAGGAGGUAAGCGUGCCCAACAUACAGGAAGAAUAGCUAAUAAUCUUAUUGACUCAGCAUGGGAAUUUAUUCGACGGCAAUCUGUACUUCCCGAGCGUCCUCCAUCUGUUUCAAUUGCACAAGACUAUCCGAAACCAUCUGGAAAUGACAAUAAAGAUCAAGGCCUUUCAAUUGGAGGGGGAAGGUUCGUUCCUAGUAAAAGGGUGCUGGAAUUGAGAAACAGAUUGAUCCAGUUCAUGGAAGAUCGUAUAUACCCCAUGGAAAAUGAAUUUUACAAACUUGCUCAGUCUACCUCACGUUGGACAGUUCAUCCACAAGAGGAAAAGUUAAAGGAGCUAGCAAUGAAGGAAGGCUUAUGGAACUUAUGGAUACCUUUUGAUAGUGCUGUUAGGGCAAGAGAACUGAUUUUUGAUGGGCGCAAUCAUGCUCUCUCUAAUGCUGCAUAUGAUCGAUUACUGGGUGUGGGCCUCUCAAACCUGGAAUAUGGAUAUCUUUGUGAGAUUAUGGGCCGUUCCGUUUGGGCUCCACAGGUGUUUAAUUGUGGAGCACCUGACACUGGAAAUAUGGAGGUAUUGCUGCGUUAUGGAAAUAAAGAACAACUAAAUGAAUGGCUUAUUCCCUUGCUUGAGGGUAAGAUCCGGUCUGGAUUUGCGAUGACAGAACCACAAGUUGCAUCUUCCGAUGCUACCAAUAUUGAAUGUUCUAUUAAAAGAGAAGGAGAUACUUAUGUCAUUAAUGGGACGAAGUGGUGGACAAGUGGGGCAAUGGAUCCAAGGUGCAGACUUCUCAUAGUCAUGGGAAAAACUGACUUCAGUGCUGCAAAGCAUAAGCAGCAAUCUAUGAUCUUAGUGGAUAUCCGGACUCCAGGUAUACACAUAAAGAGACCGCUAAUGGUGUUUGGCUUUGAUGAUGCACCUCAUGGGCAUGCAGAAGUAUCAUUUGAGAAUGUACGUGUGUCAGCAAAGAAUAUUCUAUUGGGAGAAGGACGUGGAUUUGAGAUUGCCCAGGGUAGGCUAGGCCCAGGAAGGCUGCACCACUGCAUGAGACUGGUUGGGGCUGCUGAGCGUGGCAUGGAGAUGAUGGCUCGAAGGGCUCUUAGUAGAAGAGUGUUUGGAAAGUUGAUAGCAGAGCAAGGUUCAUUCCUUUCUGAUAUUGCUAAGUGUCGGAUAGAGCUAGAGAAAGCCAGAUUGUUGGUUCUGGAAGCAGCUGACCAGCUUGAUAGGCUUGGGAAUAAAAAAGCCCGUGGGACCAUAGCAAUGGCCAAGGUGGCUGCUCCGAACAUGGCAUUGAAGGUGCUUGACAUGGCAAUUCAAGUGCAUGGUGGAGCUGGCGUAUCUUCUGACACCGUUCUGGCACAUCUCUGGGCAACGGCAAGAACAUUGCGAAUUGCAGACGGCCCAGAUGAAGUCCACUUGGGUACUAUUGCCAAGUUAGAACUGCAGAGAGCUAAGCUUUAGAAGAAUUGAAGUGAAUUUCUCUGAGCAGGAUUCUUUUUCUUUUGUAAUUGAAAAGAAAAGAAAGAAGAGAAUAAUCCGAAGAACUAAAGGGCACUGUAGUUGAUCCCCGCAACGGCAAUGUAAGAGCCAAAAGCUGAUUAAUGGAUGGUAGAAUGUACCUGUAAAAUAGUGACUAAUUUGGUUGAGAUAUGAUGCAUUGACACCCUAAUUACAAAUUA
Alnus glutinosa is the source of this 2823-nucleotide messenger RNA. Its product is annotated as probable acyl-CoA dehydrogenase IBR3. The record is from RefSeq and is a predicted model, not a curated record. NCBI's taxonomy places the organism in Eukaryota, Viridiplantae, Streptophyta, Magnoliopsida, Fagales, Betulaceae. Gene Ontology annotation, molecular function: oxidoreductase activity, acting on the CH-CH group of donors; flavin adenine dinucleotide binding. The coding region runs from base 113 to 2605 and encodes 830 amino acids. The transcript is spliced from 17 exons.